AUGGCAGCGUCCAUUCGGAAAAUGACAACGGUAAAAUCAAAGCUAUGUUUAGGUGUCAGGGUGGCACCACAGCUUUCCGGUCUGAAAACACCUCACUCUAGCUCAAGAUACAUAUGGACUCUAACGCCAUGCAUAAGAAAUGGACGAAAAUAUGGCACAUCCGUCAAACAACAUCUCAUAUCUGUUAGCGGGUCAUCACAACAACAACAACAUAAUGUUAUAAGGUCAAGAAUGUCAGGGCAGUUGAAUUCGCCAGGGUUGGGUAUGUCUUCACGUGCUAUCAGUGCCUGGUGCUGCAGCGGGCCAACAAUGACAAUGAGCUCUGUGAAUUUUUUGUCGUUUUACGGUUGUCAAACAAGAAAUUUCUCAAGUGAUAGAGACGACCAGGACGAAGCACCGAAACCGGCUGGGCGGCGUCAAAUGAAGCUAAUGGACUUCCAAGAAAUCAUUUGGCCUAGUCCUCUGAAAUCGUUGAGAAACCAGUUCUUUUCAUUGUUGAUUAAGAGUUAUUUUGACAGGACAUUUUCUCUCCCUGGUUUUCUUAUUGGAGCGUCUCAGGCACUGGAAUUUGUAUCAAGCUGUAUAUCCAGGGGUAAUUUUGAUGACCUGGAAGGAUUAGUGACAUACGAAGCUAUCCAGGAAAUACAAAACAACUUUGCAGAUUUAAACCUUGAAGAGAAAAGAAAGCUUUCUGUCAAAGCCUCGGACAUAUUUUUCAAAUUUGUGUAUGAAAUUGGAAUGAUUUUCGAUGAUGACACAAACCAGAGAUUUGUGGAAAUCACAGUGGUGUUCCAGGGCUUCCCGGGGUUUGAGGAAGUCAGUCAGAAGAGUGGACCGCAGUAUUAUGAACAUGUCAUGGAGAAUCAGAAGGAGGUGUAUGUCUGUAAUUACAGAUUUAUACGUGAAUUCACAAAAGGAGUUGAAAGUGAUUGGACAAUAAACAAGCUUAAUCAUUUCUCGCCUAUUAACGUGCCGGUGAAGUGGUGAAAUUCUGACUCUAUCGAGUGGAAAGAUAACUGUCAUAGUGCUGAAUUAAUGAAAUUUACCUGUGCAACUUUGAAAGUGAAAUAUAUUCAGUUGUAAUCCUUCAUGUAGUCCUAGGAGUGGACACAUUGAUGACAUUUUAUACCUCUGAAGAAGUGAAGUGAUGCAGUGUUUAAUGAAUUUCGCAGAUGAUGAAGUUGUACCUGUGAAGUGAUAAAUUUGAAAGAUGUUCGGUAUCAGGACAAGAACUUUCUCCUUGUGUGAGAUGAAUUUCCUGGCUGAUGAAGUUGUACCUGUGAAAUGAUGAAGUUGAAAUAAAAAGCAGUACUACAAGAACAUUGCCUGGCUGAUGAAGUAUCUCUGUGAAGUGAUGAAGCUGAAAACAUGCAGUAAGACAAGAAUAUUUUUCCUUGGAGUUGAUGGAAUGUCUGUCCCUGAUGAAGUUUACCUUUGAAGUGAUGAAGCUGAAAAUAGGCAGCAGGACAACAACUUUCUCCUUGGUGUUGAUGAAAUACAUAUCUGAUGAUGUCAACCCAUUAAAGUGAUGAAGCUGAAAAUAAGCUGUAGGACCAGAAUGUUCUCCUUGGUGUUCAAACAAAUAACUAUUAAUGUGAUGAUGUUAACCUGUGAAAUGAUGAAACUGAAGGAAGCAUUAGGACAAAGGCUUUCUCUUGGAGUUAGAUGAAUUUCCUGGCUGAUGAAAUUUACCUGUGAAAUGAUGAAACUGAAAAGAAGCAGUAAGACAAGAAUAUUAUUUUGAUGAGGCCACUGUUAAUUAAUUGUUAGUUGCUCAUGACCCCUCUCUCACAUUAAAUUUCACGUAAAAUAAUAUAUAAACAUUGCAUAAUUGGUACUUUCCUGAGCAAUAUGUUUUUUCUCGAUUUACCAAUAAUAUUACUUUUACAUAAUAAUAAUUGCCACAUUUGACAUGUUCGUGUAUUCAGCAUUCAAGACGAGUUCUGUAUAAUACAAACAGGAAGAUGUGUAAUUGUAGACGGCUCAGUUGGUUAGCACGCUAGUGCAGCAUAAUGACACAGGAGCCUCUCACCAAUGUGGUCGCUGAGAGUUCAAGUCCAGCUCAUGCUGGCUUCCUCUCCGACCAUACGUGGGAAGGUCUGCCAGCAACCUGGGGAUUAUUGUGGGUUUCCCUCGGGCUCUGCCCCUCGGGUUCCUCCCACCACAAUGCUGGCCGCCCUCAUAUUCUUGCGUACAGCAUAAAACACCAAUCA
Liolophura sinensis is the source of this 2213-nucleotide messenger RNA. RefSeq names its product m-AAA protease-interacting protein 1, mitochondrial-like. Gene Ontology annotation, cellular component: mitochondrial inner membrane. NCBI's taxonomy places the organism in Eukaryota, Metazoa, Mollusca, Polyplacophora, Chitonida, Chitonidae. The coding region runs from base 1 to 987 and encodes 328 amino acids. Gene Ontology annotation, biological process: protein insertion into mitochondrial inner membrane from matrix. The transcript has 5 exons. Gene Ontology annotation, molecular function: ribosome binding. The record is from RefSeq and is a predicted model, not a curated record.